AUGGGCGGCGAACAUUCGACAACUCGACAUAAAAAAGGCGUGGUCUAUUCGAAGAAAACUGGUGAGAUCGUUGAGUGUUUAUUUUGUCGCAUCGUACGUGGAGAGUCACCAGCAAAUCAACUAUGGUAUGCUGACGAUCACUGUGCAGUUUUCAUUCCGCGAGGACCAGUCGCGCGAUUACAUUUAUUAGUUGUACCAUUAGAACACAUUCAAAAUAUUUCAACACUCACUGAAGAACAUCGCCCACUGUUAGAACACAUGAGAAAAGUAGCAAUCGAACAGCUUCGUGUUCAUUCUCAGUACAUCGGAUCUAGUGAAUCUCCAUUGGUACCACUUGCACCUCCUCCAUCUCAUUAUGCAUUUAAUCGAGGAAAUUUGUCGAUUUUAAAUCCAGAUAUCGUGUCUUACAAAGAUGAGAAAACUUCAAGGGAUGAUUCAUUUGACUUUUGUUUUCAUCGUCCACCUUACAAUUCGAUUGAUCAUCUUCAUUUGCAUGCGAUUCAAGUACCUUUUCGAAAUUUGGGCAAUCAUUUGAUGUUUGCGAAAGCAUUCCGCUGGCAUGCAUCGUUUGAUAGCGUCUUACAUAGUCUAGCGUCGCCGAAAGCGAAAUUGUGA
Molecule: messenger RNA, 615 nt
Organism: Adineta ricciae
Lineage: Eukaryota; Metazoa; Rotifera; Eurotatoria; Adinetida; Adinetidae
Source: the annotation of a GenBank genome assembly